This is a messenger RNA of Lemur catta (Ring-tailed lemur), 3350 nucleotides long. It is a transcript of the gene ISLR2, whose product is annotated as immunoglobulin superfamily containing leucine rich repeat 2. Gene Ontology annotation, biological process: positive regulation of axon extension. Gene Ontology annotation, cellular component: cell surface. The transcript has a single exon. The coding region runs from base 1 to 2238 and encodes 745 amino acids. Gene Ontology annotation, molecular function: protein binding. Lineage: Eukaryota; Metazoa; Chordata; Mammalia; Primates; Lemuridae. The record is from RefSeq and is a predicted model, not a curated record.
AUGGCGCCACUUCAGGCCCUGUGGUUGGCCUGGGCGCUGCUAGGAGUGGCCAGAGCGUGUCCGGAGCCGUGCGUCUGCGUGGACAAGUACGCUCACCAGUUCGCCGACUGCGCCUACAAGGAGUUGCGCGAGGUGCCCGAAGGACUGCCGGCCAAUGUGACCACGCUUAGUCUGUCGGCCAACAAGAUCACCGUGCUACGGCGCGGGGCCUUCACAGACGUCACUCAGGUCACAUCACUUUGGCUGGCGCACAGUGAAGUGCGCACCGUGGAGUCAGGUGCACUGGCCGUGCUGAGCCAGCUUAAGAACCUCGACCUGAGCCACAACCUCAUAUCCAGCUUCCCGUGGAGCGACCUGCGUAACCUGAGCGCGCUGCAGCUGCUCAAAAUGAACCACAACCGCCUGGGCUCACUGCCCCGGGACGCCCUCGGCGCGCUGGCCGACUUGCGCUCCCUGCGCAUCAACAACAACCGGCUUCGUACUCUGGAGCCCGGCACCUUCGACGCGCUAAGCGCGCUGUCACACUUGCAACUCUAUCACAAUCCCUUCCACUGCGGAUGUGGCCUUGUGUGGCUGCAGGCCUGGGCCGCGAGCACCCGGGUCUCCCUACCGGAGCCGGACUCCAUUGCGUGCGCCUCGCCUCCCGCACUGCAGGGGGUGCUGGUGCUCCGCUUGCCCGCCCUGCCCUGCGCACCGCCCAGCGUGCGUCUGAGCGCCGAGCCGCAGCCCGAGACGCCCGGCACCCCCCUGCGCGCGGGCCUGGCCUUCGCGUUGCACUGCUUAGCCGACGGCCAUCCCACUCCUCGCUUGCAAUGGCAACUUCAGAUUCCGGGUGGCACCGUAGUCUUACAGCCGCCGGUCCCGAGCGGGGAGGACGAUGGAGACAGGGCGGAGGAUGGGGAGGGGAAAGGAGAUGGGGACGUGAUGACGCAGACCGAAGCGCCAACCCCGACUCCCGCACCCGUUUGGCCGGCGCCCCCAGCCACCCCACGCUUCCUGGCCCUCGCAAAUGGCUCCCUGUUGGUGCCCCUCUUAAGCGCCAAGGAGGCAGGCGUCUACACAUGCCGUGCACACAAUGAGCUGGGAGCCAACUCCACAUCAGUACGCGUAGCGGUGGCAGCAGCCGGACCCCCAAAGCAUGCGCCUGGUGCGGGGGGAGACCCCGAUGGGCAGGUCCCGACCUCUGAGCGCAAGUCCACAGCCAAGGGCCGGGGCAACAGCGUCCUGCCCUCCAAACCCGAGGGCAAAAUCAAAGGCCAAGGCCUGGCCAGGGUCAGCGUCCUCGGAGAGCCGGAGGCGGAGCCGCAGGAGGAGGCAGGUGAGGGAGAGGAGGCCGAAGACCAGAUCCCUGCGGACCCGGCGGAGAAGCAGCACUGUGGCCACGGGGACCCCUCUCAGUACGUGUCCAACCACGCGUUCAACCAGAGCACAGAGCUCAAGCCGCACGUCUUCGAGCUGGGUGUCAUCGCGCUGGACGUAGCGGAGCGCGAGGCACGGGUGCAGCUGACGCCGCUCGCGACACGCUGGGGCCCCGGGCCCGGCGGGGCUGGGGGACCGGGGCGACCUGGGCGCCGGCCCCUGCGCCUGCUGUAUCUGUGCCCCGCGGGGGGCGGGGCGGCAGUGCAGUGGUCCCGCGUGGAGGAGGGCGUCAACGCCUACUGGUUCCGGGGCCUGCGGCCGGGCACCAACUACUCCGUGUGCCUGGCGCUGGCGGGCGAGGCCUGUCACGUGCAAGUGGUGUUUGCCACCAAGAAGGAGCUGCCGUCGCUGCUGGUCAUCGUGGCGGUGAGCGUAUUCCUGCUGGUGCUGGCCACCGUGCCCCUGCUGGGUGCCGCCUGCUGUCACCUGCUGGCUAAGCACCCGGGCAAGCCCUACCGGCUCAUCCUGCGGCCUCAGGCCCCUGACCCCAUGGAGAAGCGCAUCGCCGCCGACUUUGACCCGCGUGCCUCGUACCUUGAGUCGGAGAAAAGCUACCCGGCAGGCGGCGAGGCGGGCGGCGAGGAGCCAGAGGAGACCCCCGGGGAGGGCCUUGACGAGGACGCGGAGCAGGGAGCCCCAAGUGGAGGGCUGCAGAGGGAGGAGAGCUUGGCAGCCUGCUCGCUGGUGGAGUCCCAGUCUAAGGCCAACCAGGAGGAGUUCGAGGCAGGCUCCGAGUACAGCGAUCGGCUGCCCCUGGGCGCAGAGGCGGUCAACAUCGCCCAGGAGAUUAACGGCAACUACAGGCAGACGGCAGGCUGACCCUCCUGCCCCCCCAGCCAGCCCAUUCCCAACCCCCCCAGGGCCUGAGAGCAGAAGCCUAGGCUGACAGGACUUAAGCCCCCCGCCCCGACUCACUCACUCUGCCCCCUCACCACUCCCCAACCUUGACUACUAGGGACUUCUAGCAGGGAGGAGGCCCGACUUUACCUCCCACCACCCACUGCUGUCAUUGUCCCUGCCGGCUGAAUCCUCCCCUCCAGCAGUGCCCCCGCCCCCUGCGGUGGGACGGAACCUGUGCCCUCCACUCCUAUCACGAUUGUCUGCGAAGCCCGCGUCGCAGCCUCCCCGCGGUGGGCUCUGGAGCCAGGGAAACGGGGGAAGACAUUGGGAACCUCUGGGCGGAGGGCCCAGGAACCGCCGGUGGAUGUCCCUGGAGUGGAGCGCUGGUGGGGUCUGGCCUCGACCCCUGCUCUGCCCUUUCAGGGCUGCAUGUCCCAGAAGCCGGCAACCCCUAGUUUUCAGUUCCAAAGCCCGCCUCCCGCAGGGAACCAAAUCCUUCUGUCCCCCCACCCCCGUCCGCUUCGGUCCAGCUGGAGCCGAGCCGGGUGCCUGGGGCUCCUUUCAGCUCCGCGCCCAGAUUUUCACAUUUUCGUUGUUUUCAAAGACAGCGACACUCCGAGUCUGGUGCUAACACCUCCUUCCCAGCCUGUGGGAAAACGGGGCGUGUGUCGGAGGGCCGGGAGGGCACCCAUUUUCUUCCUCGCUCCCCUAACUUAAAGCGCCGCGGGGCCGCGCGCCCCUUUUCUGCGGAGGGCUCCGCUUGGUCCCGGGCCAAUUUCGUUGUCAGCGUGCCAGGGUUUCCGGAGAUCGCCCGCUCGACAGCGCCGGCUCCCCGGCCCGGCCCCCAGCGGGAAAGCGCCGGGCGUAGGAGGCCAACUUGGGCCGGACUGCGUGUUCCGAGGGCUGCGCGGUUGGCACAAAGCCUGCGCGGGACUGUGCAGGGGAUCCGGACGGAGCGAAGCCCCUCGGUCCUCGCGUCUCCCCGCCCCCCCUUCCGCGAGACAGUGUUUGCUGGCGUGUAGUCCUAGACGAGCGUGCUGUGUAGGAGAAAAGUCUGUGUUCUGUAAAGUGUGACCGUGUAGUGUCGGGGA